This is a messenger RNA of Ipomoea nil (Japanese morning glory), 644 nucleotides long. RefSeq lists its product as uncharacterized. The record is from RefSeq and is a predicted model, not a curated record. The transcript is spliced from 2 exons. The coding region runs from base 28 to 546 and encodes 172 amino acids. Lineage: Eukaryota; Viridiplantae; Streptophyta; Magnoliopsida; Solanales; Convolvulaceae.
UCUCUUCACCCCUUGGUAACAGAAAAUAUGAGCAUCACAAUGAGUAUUCUCAAAGUAAUAUGUGCCUUUCUCUUCCUCCUAAUUGCUUCUUUUGGAGCUGAAGCAAGACAUUUGCUAGAUACAUAUGGGAGGACUUCACCAACGAGAGAGGUAUCCACGACUCCGGCCGCCGGAAAACUCCAAGACGACGACAAUCUGCUCUUAAUGGUCACCAGUGAUCCUUGGGGGCAGAAAAAAAUCACUAGUAACUGCGACAGUGGGGAGACAUGCAGUGAUAACCAGUUGGGAAGGCCGCCGGCCGGACGAUCACCUCCGGCACCGAAACCAGAGGACCCUUGGGAACAGAAGAUCAUCAAUUCUUGCGAUGGUGGCCGGAAAACAUGCAGUAAUAAUAACAACAUCAAGAAUAAGUAUGAAAGGCCGGGUAAACCGUCGCCUCCGCCGCCGAAAUCAGACGAUCCUUGGGAACAGAUGAUCAUCAACGCUUGUGAUGGUCGCCGGAAAACAUGCACUAAACUCUCCAUAACUUUAAAGAGUUUAACUUAGUAUGUUUCAUAUUAAGACACUACUGGAAGUUAUGGAAUUUCCGACCACCUAAAAGUGAUUUUAAAUCAAGUCGAAAGCCUUGUUCUGACCACUUAUGG